AUGAGGAAAAGUCCAGAGACUUCCAGGGAAGGUUCUGAUGUCAUCAAGUUCAUCAACACCAAAAGCUUCGUGUCUCCCCAGAAGGUGGAAGAUGCCAACCGCGUGAGGAGGGGGUCUGGCCUUCUUGCCCCCAGGUUGGAAGAGGAAGAGCCGCUACUGUGGAGGGGAGGACUGGACACGUCCGAGGCACCGCCCUGCCCCAGCAGGGAGAUCCCUGCCCCAGACUGCAGGCCGGGGGCCCUGUACUGGGCCUGCGUUCGCAAUGACUCUGCCCAGCUUCAAGCCGUGCUGGAUGAUGGGGUCUCCCCAGAGGAGGCCACCCAGGUGGAUGGCAACGGGAGGACAGGCCUCAUGGUUGCAUGCUACCGUGGCUUUGGGAGUGUUGUGGCCCUGCUCAGCCGCUGUCCUUUCCUGGAUGUGAACCAACAGGACAAAGAAGGAGACACAGCCCUCAUGCUGGCUGCCCAAGCAGGCCAUGCGUCUCUGGUGAGUCUCCUGCUCAACUACUACGCAGGCCUGGACUUGGAGCGCCGAGACCAGCGGGGGCUAACGGCAUUGAUGAAGGCCGCCAUUCGGGGCCGCUCUGAAUGUGCUGACCUGACAGCAGUAGAUCCUGUUAGGGGCAAGACGGCCCUGGAGUGGGCAGUGCUGACCGACAGCUUCGACACCGUGUGAAGGAUCCGGCAGCUGUUGCAGCGGCCCCAGGUGGAGCAGCUCAGCCAGCGUCACCGGCCGGAGUGGCCAGCCUUGCCCGGGCUUGUGGCCCGGGCCCAGGCCCAGGACCAGGUUGCCCCAUCUCUCCUAGAGAGAUUACAGGCCGCCCUGAGCCUCCCCUUUGCCCAGUCUCCUCAGGAGGGGGGUGUCCUGGACCACCUUGUGACCGUCACUACCAGCCUAGCCAGUCCCUUCCUCACCACUGCCUGCCACACCCUGUGCCCUGACCACCCACCUGCGCUGGGAACCCGAAGCAAGUCUGUGCCAGAGCUGCUGGGCACUGCUCCUCCCCCGCCCCUGUCCCCCCAAGCCCCCCAGGCAGUCCCCGGCCCCCAGGUUCUCAUCCCUUACCACAGUCCUCAGGGUGUGCUGGGCAUGUGCCCUCCGUGGCUACAGCUCAGGGACAGUACCAGGCCCAGGCCCCACGUCCCCAAGAUCCUCCUCUCCAAGGCGCCCUCACGUCCCAGCCAACACAAGCCAGAGCCCAGGCCUGCAGGGCCUUGCGGGCUGGCCCUUCCUGUCUGGCCACACCAGGACCUCAUGAUGCAGAGGAGGAGGAGCCGUGAGGAGGAGGCCAGGCGUGCACAGAGCCAGGGGAAGGAUGGCUAG
Messenger RNA from Pteronotus mesoamericanus, 1323 nucleotides. It is a transcript of the gene ANKRD33, whose product is annotated as ankyrin repeat domain 33. The record is from RefSeq and is a predicted model, not a curated record. Gene Ontology annotation, molecular function: protein binding. Lineage: Eukaryota; Metazoa; Chordata; Mammalia; Chiroptera; Mormoopidae. The transcript is spliced from 6 exons.